UAUAAAAAAUAAAAAAAGAAAGAAAACAUGAGUGUAAAAAAAGAACAAAAAUCUGAAAUAUUACGAAAAUCGGAUAAAAUGAUAGAUAGUCAUCGAGAAUUCUUAGAUAUGGAUGCAGAUGAAGAAAAUAUUGGGCACCAAGAAAUACCUGAAAUUGAAGAAGAACUUUCUUCAGAACCUGAGAAACCAAAAUUUUGUGAAGAAGAUCUAAUUGAAUUAGUGAAAUAUGUAAAAAAUUUAACGAUAUGUUCUUAUAAUGAUAUAAAUUGGAAUAAACAAUCAGAUGAAAUAAUUAAAGAAUAUUUUAAAGAUCCAUCACAUAUAAUAUUAAUUACGUUUUAUGAUAAAAAUGAAUUAAAUGCCAUGUUAAAUAUUCCGAUACAUGUUUCUAUGGGAUUUACAUAUUUUCUAAGAUCACCAUGGCAAAUUUAUACUCCAGAAAAUUUUUUAAAGACUAUUUUAUUUGGCAAUAUUAACAAGAAUAUAAAAAAUAGUAUUUUGAAAUUUAUGGAAAAUAUAUAUGCACCAAUUGUACUUCAUAGUGAGGAUUACGCAUGCUUUUUAAAACAUGAUGUAUUUUUAAAUUUACAUGAAUUUAUUUCACGUUUAAUGGAUGAAAUUUAUAAACCAAUGGGUUUGACUAUUUUAUACGUACCAAAGGAACGUCUUCUUCAAAAUCUUUUAAAAUCUUCGAAUAAAAAUGAUUAUAUUUCAUUGAAUAUAAAUCAAACAUCAAUCUUUUUGGAAAAAGAUGAAAAAAAACGAAAAUUAAUUGAAAGAUUAGAUAAAAUAGUUUGGUUUUGGAUUGGACAAAUGCAUAGGGCAACAAUAACAUUAAAAUGGAGAAAAAUUAAAAAUAUACAAGAUGAAGUUGAUUAUUGGAAUGCAAAACGUUCAAAUUUAAAUCUCUUACGUACUCAAUUUUUUAAUAUAGAAGUUCAAUUAAUUAUUGAUAUAUUAAAAAAUUUGCGUUCUCCAAGUGCAUUUAAAUUAAAGGAAUUAAUUAUGUAUGCUGAUACAAAAUUUGAAGAGGCGUCAUCAAAUUUAAUUUAUUUGAAUAUUGUAUAUAAUUUUUGUAAAAAUUUACAAAUUCCAAAUAAUAUUGAAAAUUUUGUGACAGAAGUAUUGCUUCUUAUAUUAUUUGUUUGGAUAGAAUCGCCAUUUUAUUCUAAUAAAAAUAAUAUGGAAAUAUUAUGUCAAGCAUUAAGUUCACAAAUAAUGGAACAAUGUAUAAACUAUAUUAAUUUAGAUAUUGCUUUUAAAGAUGAUCCUGAAGUAGGAAUACAGAUGCUGGAAAAAUGUAUAUUGUGUUGUAAUAUUUAUAAAACAAUUUAUGAUCAUAUUAUGACGAACAUUACGUCUUAUAUUAAUUCUAAUAAAAAAUGGGAUAUAAAUCGAAAAGAAGUUUUUAAUAAAAUUGAUAUUUUUCAACAAAGAUGCUACGAUAUCAUUGAAAUUUGUGAAGCAUUAACAAUAUUUGGGAGAGAUGGUAAAAUAAGAUUAAUAGGAGGUCCAAAAGGAGUCAAUUAUGAAACAUACUGGCGAGAAAUAGAAUUUUUGUUUUACGAAAGUUUAGAUGAAAUUAUAACAGCUCGCAAUAUCAUUUUUACUAUUAUAAAACCUAUAUGGCUUAAUAAAAUGAAACAAUUUAGAUCUACAAUUUUACAAUUAGAAAAUAUGGUAAUCAAUUUGAUUAAUGAUAUAUUUAAAAAUGUAAAAAAUAUAGAAGAAGGUAUCGAAACAAUUUACGCUUUACAAAAAUUUAAAAAAAGAAAAAGUUUACAAAAAAUAUUACAAAAUAAAUGGAUACAGAUAUGGAAAAUAUUUAGUAAUGAAAUCAAACAUUGUUACAUUAAUGUAAUUCAUCAAUCAAAAAAAAAGAUAAAUAGUGAUGUAAAUUUGUUAUGCAUUUCACAAUAUUUAAAAAAUCAAUAUUCUAUAAUCAUAAAUGCAUUAGAUUGGAUAGGAGAUUGUAAUGUUGGAAAGUGUGUUUUGCAACAAUAUGAACAAGUAUUAGAUGUAAUUGACAAGAGACAAAAGAUGUUCAACAUUUACAAUACAAAUACAAUAUAUUAAUGAAAUUUUGUAAGAUUAUAAUAAAAGAUAUAAAUGAAAUUGUUUAUAAAAAUUGUUUAUAAAAAUUUUAUAUUAGAA
Apis cerana (Asiatic honeybee) is the source of this 2154-nucleotide messenger RNA. RefSeq lists its product as uncharacterized. Gene Ontology annotation, cellular component: axonemal dynein complex. Lineage: Eukaryota; Metazoa; Arthropoda; Insecta; Hymenoptera; Apidae. Gene Ontology annotation, biological process: microtubule-based movement. Gene Ontology annotation, molecular function: dynein light intermediate chain binding; dynein intermediate chain binding. The record is from RefSeq and is a predicted model, not a curated record.